Coccinella septempunctata (seven-spotted ladybird) is the source of this 490-nucleotide messenger RNA. RefSeq names its product (Lyso)-N-acylphosphatidylethanolamine lipase-like. Lineage: Eukaryota; Metazoa; Arthropoda; Insecta; Coleoptera; Coccinellidae. Bases 218 to 490 code for a protein of 90 amino acids. The record is from RefSeq and is a predicted model, not a curated record. The transcript is spliced from 3 exons.
CCGAGGCGCCGAGGCAAACGCGUGGCUGGAACUCGUGGCUGCUUUCACACUGGUCAUAGAUCAUAGACAUAACGUUUCAGGUCCAUGGUUGAUUCAGAGAGCUAGAUCCGAUAUAGCCAUAAAAUUUGAAGAUAUAAUAGAGGAUAAAUCUAUUUUACCAAACUAUGUUUACCAAUGCAACGCACAAAAUCCUACGGGUGAACGAGCAGCUUACAGCAUGAUAUGGGGUUACGGAUGGUCCAAAAACGCGAUGAUACUGCGCAUUGAUAAAUUGGAGAAAGAAAUUCCUAUAACAUUAAUAUUUGGAUCCGAUACAUGGAUGGAUAUAUCUAUUGGGCAGAAAAUAAAAGAACUAAGGCCAGAUUGUUCGGUAGACAUAAAUAUCAUUGACGAUUCCGGACAUCACCUCUAUUCUGAGAAGGCAGAUGAGUUCAAUGACAUAGUGAUUACAUCAUGCAAACUGAUGAAAGAUUUGAAUAAUUUAGCGUAG